AUGAAGACGGGCGGUCUGAGUGAUUAUGCCGAUUUUGGCGAGGAGGACGCCAACUGCACACAAGGAAUUCAAUGGAUCAAGAACGUCUUCACCGAUUGCGUGGACACCGAUCUCAAACUCCUCGGCUUCAUCAUUGGACUGAUCUCACUGGCUCUUUGGUUGAUCCCCCUCUUCCCCCAACUGUGGCAGAACUACAAGACCAAAAAGUGUGAAGGCCUUUCGCUGGCAUUCCUCUUCUUCUGGCUUGUCGGUGACACGUGUAACAUGUUGGGAGCGAUUCUCACCAAUCAGCAGCCGAUUCAAAAGAUCAUCGGAGUCUAUUACAUCUUCCAAGAUCUCAUUCUAUGGGCACAAUACGGUUACUAUAUGAAGAUUUAUCAUAGACCUGCUACAACAUCUGGACGCUCUAACACUAUCGUCGUUCCUGUUCUCGCCUUAGCUUCCGUCGGAUCGUUUGUUUUGUUGGAUUCGGCAUCUCCAGUUGAGUCUACGCGGUUCAAGAGAUCUUUCCUCGAGUCGCUGAACCAUCAGAAAGGACUUCCACUCGAAGGAAUUCUGACGAUGUGGCCAAUCUUCACCUCUUACACUGAUAUGCUUGGAUACCUCAUUGGAUCCGUCGCCGCUCUCUGCUAUUUCGGUGGCCGAAUCCCUCAAAUCAUCAAGAACUAUCAGCACAGAUCAUGUGAAGGUCUCUCAUUGACCAUGUUCUAUAUCAUUGUCGCUGCUAACUUCACCUACGGUAUCUCUGUGCUCAUGGCUACGACCAGCUGGUUGUAUUUGUUGAGACACCUCCCCUGGUUGGCUGGAAGUCUUGGCUGCUGCUGUUUCGACGCCGUCAUUAUCUCGCAAUACUAUCUCUACCGCCCGAAGACGCCAUCGGCCGAAGAUACCGAACGCGCUGGUCUGCUGAACUCGCAAGAAGAUUCCGAUUAG
Messenger RNA from Caenorhabditis briggsae, 933 nucleotides. NCBI's taxonomy places the organism in Eukaryota, Metazoa, Nematoda, Chromadorea, Rhabditida, Rhabditidae. The record is from RefSeq and is a predicted model, not a curated record. The transcript is spliced from 4 exons. Bases 1 to 933 code for a protein of 310 amino acids.